Messenger RNA from Stylophora pistillata, 758 nucleotides. RefSeq names its product dihydrofolate reductase. Gene Ontology annotation, molecular function: dihydrofolate reductase activity; NADP binding. NCBI's taxonomy places the organism in Eukaryota, Metazoa, Cnidaria, Anthozoa, Scleractinia, Pocilloporidae. The record is from RefSeq and is a predicted model, not a curated record. Gene Ontology annotation, cellular component: mitochondrion. Gene Ontology annotation, biological process: tetrahydrofolate biosynthetic process; dihydrofolate metabolic process; folic acid metabolic process.
AUCAAUUGAACUCCUUCAGCUUUCCCAGACGAUCUUCAAACAUGGCUACUCUGCGAAAGUUUUGUUGUGUGGUUGCUGUGGCAGAAGGUGGAGGAAUUGGAAAAGAUAACAAACUCCCUUGGCAUCUGAAAGAGGAUAUGAAGUUUUUCUCCCAUCUUACUUCUGAAGUGUCUGCGGAUGGGAAGCAAAAUGCAGUCAUCAUGGGUCGGAAGACAUGGGAAUCCAUACCAGCCAAGUACAGACCUCUGCCUCACAGAAUUAACAUUAUGUUGAGUAAAAACUUGAGUGAAGCUCCUAAAGGAGCCAGCCUAUGUUCCAGCCUGCAGGGUGCUUUUGAUCUGUUGUCAACUGCACCAUACUUAGACAAAGUGGAGAAAAUUUUUGUGAUUGGGGGAGCAGCAGUCUAUAAGGAAGCACUGCAGCAUCCUGGUGCUUACCGCUUGUACAUCACCCAUGUGAUGAAAGAUUUUGACUGUGAUGUGCAUUUCCCAGCCUUUGACAAAACUGUAUUUAAGGAGACAAGUGAUCCAGAAGUGCCAAGUGGUGUUCAUGAAGAUAAUGGAAUCAAAUUUGAGUUUAAAGUAUACCAGAGGGAUAUCUAAUACUGUACACAAACUACAUUACAGUGCACACGAGGCUACUUAAAAGAAGAAUGUAUCACAAGGAAAUUUAAUUGUAAUGGCUAUAAGCUGUGGAAAGCAGCCUUGGUCAGCUUGCCAAUAAAGGCACAAAUAAAAUAAACACCUCAAGUACUGAAG